GUCCGAAUCAUACCGGCCGUGCUGAGUUGCGCGCGCAGCGAGAAGAAAAACUUCCCAGAAAUGGCGGAGGGUGCAACGACACUGAAAGUCUUGAGAGCCCAGAUGGCCGCAGCUGCACAAGCACAGGCGGAGGAGCGGCGCAGCUCGACAGGGAACAGUCCGGGACCUACAGACGACACACCAGCAAAGCCCCAAGGGUGCAAGCCAGUCAUUGACGGCUCCUCACUAAGAGUAGACGACCGACUGCGGGUGGCAAAAGAGAGGAGAGAGGAAGCAGAAAGACAACAGGCUUUACGAGAAUCUCAGAUAAUGGAGCGGGAGCGCAAGGCCAAACUGCAAGUUGAGCGCCAGCUGGAGGAGCGUCAGAAAAAGCUUGACGAGCAGCGAAGGAAGGAGGAGCAAAAGCGACUAGCUGUGGAGGAGAAGAGGAAGCAGAAGCAGGAAGAGGAAAAGGAGCAUUAUGAGGCAGUGAUGAGGCGAACCCUGGAGAGGAGCCAAAGAGUUGAACAGAGGCAGAAAAGAUGGUCCUGGGGAGGACUGUCCCCAGACCAGGACAGCCGAGCAGGAGAAUCUGAUGCCAGUGUGUCAUCUCCAGUAACUAUAGUUGUCUCCUCUGCCUCUCCAGAGAAGCCAGCGAGGAGUGCACAAGCUGACAAACGCUUUCCGUCCGCCACAAACCUGAAACAGCCUGAGGCUACCAUCAGCAAACGCUUAUCCUCCUCUGCCACCCUCAUCAAAUCUUCUGACAGAAGUGCUAAACCAAGGAGCUCAUCUUGUAACCGGUUGCCAAGCAAUGGCAAUGAUGCUCAGGCCGCUAAUGAAGAUGGUAAAAAGCUUCAGUCACAGCAGACAUGUGGACCAGGCCGUUCUAUGAAGAAGAGAAGUUCCUCCCUCUCGCGAGUAAGUGCCGGCAGAGCACACACCCCUGCCAAGCCCGAUAAAGGGACAACGGAUGAUCAAGCUCGCAGACUGCAGGCCGGUACUGUGGAUGGAGGGGUCCUUAGUCGCCUACUCACUCCCACCCAAGCCUCACUAGCUAGGAGCAAAAGCGCCGCUGUCCUGUCCGCUCAAGGAACAGAUGCUCCAGAGUGUCACCUGUGUCCUCGUUCAGCCUCCGCCAGUCCUCUGCCCGCGCCGCGCGGACCGGUACGCAGCCGCAGCAUCGACCGGCAAAAAAAGAGCGGCAUGACCACGUCUGUUUCGGCCGACGGAGCCCUCGACCCUUCUCUGAAGGAGAAGUCCUCUGCGUCAGCAGGAGGCAAACGGCCUUCUUCUCCGUCUACAACCCUUGUGCGUAACCGUUCACCGUCUCCAGCCCCUAAUCCAGCUCCAAAGAGGACCCCUUCCCCAUCAACAGCUAAGCAAAGUCCCAAGAUGCGGCCGCCCUCACCAGGUGCAAUGAAACAGCGUCCCCCGUCUCCUCAACCCACAUCAGCAAAGCCCCCACCGAUUCAGAAACCCCUACUCACACCAACUGGCCCCCCAACCUUAAGAAAAAGAGACCCCAAGCCCAAAGAUCACCAAGGAUCUCCAACUCCUGUUCAGGCUUUGGCUCCACAGUCCUCUGAUGCCAGCAAGACCAAAGAGAAAGACGAGUCAAAGGGCGGGACAGGCACCAACUCAGCUGCUGAGGCAGCUAAGAUCCUGGCAGAGAACCGCAGACUGAUGCGAGAGCAGAAGGAGCGAGAGGAGCAGCUGAGGAUACAGAGAGAGGAGGAGGAGAAGCUGAGAAAGGAGGAAGAGAAACGUCAGGAAGAAGAGGCUCGACUAAAGCGCCUGGAGGAGGAGAAGAAGCUUGCAGAGGAAAGAAAAAUCAAGGAGGAGGAAGACGCUCGCCGGGCAGAGGAGGAGAAGGUCAGGCUGGCGGAAGAGGAAGCGCAAAAACAGGCAGAGCUCCAGAAGGAGCGAGAGGAGGCCGAGGCCAAAGCCCUGGAAGAAGCAGAAAGAGUCCGAGUGGAGAGAGAACGCAUUAUGCAGCGGAACCAACAAGAACGAAUGGAGAGGAAAAAGAGAAUUGAGGAAAUAAUGAAGAGAACUAGAAAAGGGGACCAAGGAGACCUAAAGAAGGAUGAUGAUGAUAAAAGUGGACAGGAGAAUGAAGAUGGAGAGGAAGAUGAAGAUGGAAUGGAGCAGAUAAACUGUGAAAGCCAAACAGACGACAUGGAGAAGGACGCCGACGGCGAUGAACUGAACCCUGAGGAGCCUGUGAUGAGCCAGCAGCUGUGCAGCAUGAACGGAGAACCAGAGACGGAGGACAAGGAGAACAACAACGGCACAGAAGAGACGCAGGCCGUGAGUCCAGUUCCUAAGGACCGCCUCAUUGAGGGCUCGGAGUUCUUGAACGACUCCACCAAAGCCGGCUUGGUCUCCAGCCUCAACGGGAAAUCUAACCAGUGGAGCUUUGAGGAGCUCAUCGAUGUUCAUUCCAAGCCUCGGCCCCUGAUGGAGGCAGAGGACUGUAAGCAGGACUUAAUCAACUGCGAUGGAAGCUCAGAUGGGACAAAAGUGGCCUUUGAAGACAAGGCGUCCCCCCUGAACACGCUGCAUUCCUCUCAUCAACCCAUAGAAGCCACGUCAGAUAUUUGACACUGCGCUCAUCAGAAACCUCUGGAAGUUGCACUCCUAAAGUUUUUUUCCUAGUCGAGUUCCUUUAAAAAAUCUACUGUGUGCUCCAAACAUCUUCCUCUCCUUCCCAUGGGAGUAGCACAUGAUGAAUUGGAAAUACCACCCCAAGUGCUUCAUAUCCCUCCUGCACAAUGAGGAAACGCAUUUACCAACUUUAUAUUUAAACAAAUAUCUGCUUCAGGGAAAAAUGCAUGUUUCUCCAGCUUUCUGGCUCCAGGUCUCUGUCAGUGUUUUGUUUAAUACUUGGGAGGAUUUUUGUCAGUUAUUUGUUAUUUUAAUUUAUUCAUUUUUGUCCUCCUUUUUUUCCUCUUGCGUGUCGUUUCCAGAACACGUGCACAUUGGGCCGUGUGGUUUGUGAAUCCUUGGAGCUCCGAUGUUCUGGUCUAAUGUCAAACGUUUCGCAUGCGGUUUAAUCAAAUGUACUUGACUGGCUGCUCGUUUUCGCAGCAUCAUGGCCUUAACCCAACCCCCUUCUGGUUUGUCAGUGCGUAGAAAACAAAUUGGGUCUGUUCCGUCUCUCCUGUCAUGUGCUUUUGCCCGGUUCCGAGUCAUGCUUUAGUUCACGCGGUAUUUUUCCUCCCUCAAAUUGUGCUUUUUUUUUGUUUUGUUUUUUUUUUUACUUCCUGUCGUAUCAUCUUUGCUUAGCUCCUAAAAGGUUUUAUAAACACAAAGGUGACAUUUUUUGGUUAAUUUUUUGGUUUAUUGCAAGACUUCUUCAAAUUCAGCUGUGUGUUUGUUGUUAGGGUUUAACGUUCAGUCUUUAUCCUUUUCUUUUGACAUUUGUACAUAUUAUUAAUGUUUACUAACAUCAUCGAAGUCACACAACAGUCUUUGGCAAGUGAUAUCCUCCCAACAGUUGUGGUGCUCAUACCUGUAACAUCCAGGUCCAAUGAGUGGAAAGCUGCUGGGCAUCCUCACAUUUAAUUUGACUGCUUUGUAAAAAAGAUGUUCCUCUCUCCCACUAACCCGCCCUUACUAGCUGCUACUUGACAAAUGCAUUUCAUCUAUUUUAGAACAUAGACGUUAUCUGUUUGUUUGUAUAGUAAAACACAUUUCUACUUUUAUUUAAGUGGUAUUAUAUUGUGUAUAUAAUCAGUAUUAGGCAGAAAAAGCCAUAGGUAGGAUGGAGUGACUCAGGUUGUGGAUGAUUGCAGUUUCUGUUACUGAGUUUUUCCCUUCUUAGCGUGUCCAGUGAGGUGACCGGUUUGUCAGGUUGGGUUUAUGCAGCCAGGAAGUCGAUACGCAACAGUCACCUCCCACGGCAAAAGCCCUGUGAGUGGGAAUCCUGAACAAAUGUCCUCAUAUGGGGGGUGUGGGGCGAGCAGCCCCCCACUGUCUUUGUGUGACCUUUCGCUCUGCGUGAAGCUGCUGAGGUCGAUGGUGAUGCGUCUGGAAAAGCUCUGGUUGUGUCUCCUAGCUUGUUUCAUGUCAGCAACCAGGAUGUGGGGAUGAAUGUUACAGGUGGAAUGUCUGCUCAGGUUUCAUCUGUUCUACUGUAGGACAAGGAGGUCACUUGGAUUAAAAGACACUUGGUGUUUUUUAUUCUUCCUUGAGUUUUGUUUUUUAUAAACUAUAAAUUGUUCAAAUUUCUUUUGUUGAAAAGCACAAGCGUGAGUUUUCUGGGACCUUGACUUUUGCCUUGUUCUCUGUUGGCUAAAUACCUAAAACUCUUGUACAUGAAGACUCUGGGCCUUCAUCAUCUUAGCUUUGACUGAGCCCAUAGAAUGUAACAGUCUCCACAUACCAGCCUGCAUUCUUAAUCAAAGGUUUCUGAGCUUUUAAGCUUUUAUCAUCCAUACGUUAUUCCUCCUGGAAACACACGGCUGCGCUGUCACUGAUUGUUACCAAGGAGCAGCUAAUGUAAAGACUUUAGCAGAGUUCUAAUAUUUCAUGCAGAAGGUCGUUCAUCUGUGGCUGAGACUUCAUGUUCUCUGUCGUAACCCUACACUUGCACGUUCUCAUGUUCCUCCUCGUUUUUUCUUUCUGCUCAUGAGUUCCUGUUAGCAGGUUUCUGUAGCUGCUGCUUAAACACACUUUAGGUCCUGCUGCGUUUUUUGGGGACUAAAUUCAGCUGACGACUCUUUUUAGUCACAACAGGAUAGAACAGUGCCUUAGACAAAGGUUUAGUAAUGUGUCGUCUAUAAAGCAUGCCCUUACCUCGACCUUGACAAUCAGUCUGCUCCAGCAGGAACUCUGUGAAUAUGAAUAUUCCUUUGAAAGAUUUGGUGAUAACCCCAUGUCACAAUGACAAUUGUACAGUAAAUAUAUCUGAAGAGAUGAUCCAGACUGUUAAACAAUAAAGUGUUGAAAAUGAA
This is a messenger RNA of Oryzias latipes (Japanese medaka), 4940 nucleotides long. RefSeq names its product MAP7 domain containing 3 (gene map7d3). The record is from RefSeq and is a predicted model, not a curated record. Gene Ontology annotation, cellular component: microtubule cytoskeleton. Lineage: Eukaryota; Metazoa; Chordata; Actinopteri; Beloniformes; Adrianichthyidae. Gene Ontology annotation, biological process: microtubule cytoskeleton organization.